Messenger RNA from Thamnophis elegans (Western terrestrial garter snake), 1149 nucleotides. It is a transcript of the gene CFAP107, whose product is annotated as chromosome 15 C1orf158 homolog. The coding region runs from base 409 to 1128 and encodes 239 amino acids. The record is from RefSeq and is a predicted model, not a curated record. The transcript has 3 exons. Lineage: Eukaryota; Metazoa; Chordata; Lepidosauria; Squamata; Natricidae.
GCUCCAAAAAAAGAAAGGAAGAAAUUUUUUAAAAAGCUGGAAAAAAGGACCUGCCACCUUCAGCUUCUGCACAGGAAAUGCUACACUAAUGGAGCUGAGCUGCAUCCCUCGUGCAGAUAAAAGAGGCUCCCCCACACCAGAGAUACCUCUCCAUGCAUCCUCCCGAUCGCCAGGCAGGCAGACCCCCCACGGAAGCCCUAAGGCAUCCGGCCCCCUCCUCCUGAACCCCACAGAACAAGCCCAGGGCACUGCCUGGCCACAGAACCUCCCGUUGCCGUGUGACAGGAGGGUAACCAAGGCGAUGGGCAACAAUGGAGAACCUGAGAUGAGGGGCAGCCACAGAGGGGCCCCUGGGAGCUCUGGGGCAGAGUGGAAGAGCGUGUGGUGGGGGAGAGAGGGGGGGGCGACAUGUUCAACCUAUGCAGAGACGUCCAGGAAUGCUCCCUCCCCAGCUGGAAGGUGGAGCCAAAGUACUCGACUAAAGUGCUGGUUGGAAACUGGGGAGAGGAGAGGAGAAGGGUAAGAAUGGGGGGGGGGGGCACAGGAAUCCCGGGUUUCCCAAAGGGGGAGCCCGGCCUGUGGGCGAUCUCGGCUUGUUCCAGUGACGGCUGUCUGUCUGGGUCGUUUCAGUUUGUCCGUGAGAACGAGGGGACGGGUCUGAGCACCUUCAAACAAGACUUUGUCCCUUUCCCCACGGGGGCCCCCGACAGAACCGUCAUGCGGAGGUUGAUGAAGCGGCUGGAAGGUCUGCCAAGGAAGUAUAUCUUGACCCACUGUGAAGAGCCCAGGCAUCAGCACCUGGUCUCCCAGUACGAAGACCAGUACAACAGGCACGGCCACAACCCCCACCUGCCUCCCCUCCGCAAGUGGGACCGGCACAAACUGGCCUGGACGCCAGAGAAAUCAGACUACCCCCUCGUUGAGCCCCCAACCAGCUACGGACUUCUGGAGCACUUGAUGGAAACCUGGCACCGCAAAGAGCCGGGAGUGGGCGAGAGCACCUACCACAGCUCCUACCCCAAGCCUCCCGCCUCGGCCUACGCCCCUCGCCAGCGGCCGGACGCCAGGCGCAUCCUGCAGCAGAGCCGCAAGCAGUGGCUGCCUAGAAGCCUGGAUGCCCCCGCCUGAGAAGGGCAGAAGCCCCCCGGG